Molecule: messenger RNA, 5860 nt
Organism: Amphiprion ocellaris (clown anemonefish)
Lineage: Eukaryota; Metazoa; Chordata; Actinopteri; Pomacentridae
Gene: dnajc6
Product: DnaJ (Hsp40) homolog, subfamily C, member 6
Exons: 20
Coding region: 485-3229 (914 amino acids)
Biological process (GO): clathrin-dependent endocytosis; synaptic vesicle uncoating
Cellular component (GO): postsynaptic density; cytoplasm; intracellular membrane-bounded organelle
Molecular function (GO): clathrin binding
Source: RefSeq, a predicted model, not a curated record
GCCCUCUCCUCGCUUACGCACAUCCACACCUUCUGCAGAUCUACCAAUCGCCAUCGCAGGACGGUGUUUGUUGAUCAUAUGCCAAAAUGUGAUUAUACGAUGAUGCUGUAACCCGGUGCAGCCUUCUGUGAUAUAUAUUUUUUUAACCUAUAGGUUAAGUUGGCGCUACGCAGGGAAAUCCUGACAGGAUAGCGUGAGUCUUCGGACGUUUAACGCUUUGACCUUUGACUGGCAGCGAAUGACAAAUCAAAGGUCGGUGUGUGUGCGCGGAGUCGGGGUUCAAAGCGCAUCUCCAGCACGGCACAACACGACGCUCCCGGGAGAAUGCUAGAAAGCGCUCUGAAAGUUGGUCGAUAGCGGCGGAGAUAGCUUCAGCAUCGGCAGAGGGAGCAGCGGCGGCGGCGGCGGCGGCGCACUCGGAGGCUCCAUAGCGGCCACCCUCGGACCGAAGGCAGGCCCGCUGAGAGAGGAGGACUGCAGCACCAUGGACAGCUCAGAUAUGGAUGCCAACUAUGGUGGGGGGCUGUUGGAUAUGGUGAAAGGAGGAGCAGGGAAGUUCUUCAGCAACUUUAAGGAUAACCUGAAGGACACGCUGAAGGACACCUCCACCAAGGUCAUGCAUCAAGUCGCCACGUACACCAAAGGGGAGCUGGACAUUGCCUACAUAACAUCACGGAUAAUAGUGAUGACCUACCCAGCGGAGUCAGUGCAGAUCGGCUACCAGAACCACGUCGAGGACAUCCGCUCCUUCCUCGACAGUCGCCAUGCAGACCACUAUACUGUCUUCAACCUAUCACAGCGCAACUACCGUGGCGCCAAAUUCUCCAACAGAGUCUCAGAGUGUAACUGGCCAUCACGCCAAGCUCCCAGCCUCCACAACCUGUUUGCUGUGUGCAAGAACAUGCACAACUGGCUCAAACAGAAUCCCAAGAAUGUGUGUGUCAUCACCUGCUCGGAUGGUCGUGCUCCCUCCGGUGUUUUGGUCUGUGCCAUGUUCUGCUUCUGCCACCUCUUCAGCAACCCAGUUCCUGCCAUGCAGCUGCUCAGCGCCAAGAGACCAGGUUCUGGCCUCUGGCCUUCACACCGCAGGUACAUAGGCUAUGUGUGUAGCAUGGUAUCAGAGAAGCCCAGCCUACCCCACUCUAAGCCCCUGGUGAUCAAAGGACUCACUAUGAGUCCGGUCCCUUGCUUCAACAAGCAGCGCAGCGGAUGUCGGCCCUUCUGUGAUGUCCUCAUCGGAGAAACCAAGAUCUUCACCACUGCACAGGAGUACGAGAGGAUGAGAGAGCACAGGCUCCAGGAGGGGAAGGUCGGCUUCCCUCUGGGUGUGAGCGUUCAAGGAGAUGUUGUGGUUUCCGUCUACCACAUGAGGUCGACCAUUGGAGGACGUCUGCAGGCCAAGGUGUCCAACACUCAGAUCUUCCAAAUCCAGUUCCACACAGGCUUCAUCGCUCCUGGAACCACCAUGUUAAAGUUUAACAAACCGGAGCUCGAUGCCUGUGACUCUCCUGAGAAGUAUCCCCAGCUGUUCCAUGUGAUACUGGAUAUAGAAGUAGAAGGUGUGGACAAGCAGAAAGACCUGACGCCACCGUGGGAGCAGUUCCCCUGUAAAGACCUGAGUCCCAACGUGCUCUUCUCCUGCCACCAGGAACACCAGGACGCACUGGCUAUUGCUGAUGAGAUGGAGGGCUUGGACCUGGAGGAGCCAAGCAGGCCCCAUGGAGGUCCAGAUGGUCGGGGUCACGGCGAGGAGAGCGAGCCCUCGGACGAUGAGAUGCUCUCUCUCUCCAGUCAGCGAAGCAAUGCCAGCGCGGCCCCCCAGAAACCCGACCCCCCGGCCCCGACGCCCGCCGCCCCAGCACCCGCUGAGGAAGUGGAUCUUCUCGGCCUGGAUGGGGAGGAGAUCAAGCGUCCGUGCUCCUCGUCUCAGCCCCCACCCACAACAGCUGCAACCACUGACCUCCUCGGGGACUUGUUCGGGGCCCCGCCUCAGCCAACCAGUGGACCCUCAUCCGCCCAGUCCACCCCGCACAAAGUAGCCCCCAACACUGCCUCGCCGUGUCCCUCCCCUGCUCCACCAGCAUUCGAUCCCUUUGGUGCGGGGCCCAUGCCUAAGCCUCAGGACAUGAUGGGUUCUUUCCUCGGACCAGGUAACAUGGGCCAGUCAGAUCCUUUCCUGCAUGCUGCUCGCUCACCGUCACCCACCCUGCAGCCCACAGGCCUCGGUCGGAGUUCCCCCGUCCCGCCCUCCACUCCAACCGUCAACAUUCAGCAGCAAAACGCCAUGGGAGGAUGGGACUGGAACAGACCUGCCACCACAAGCACAGGAGGAGGCUUUGGCGUGGGCAGUCGGUCAGCCACUACCAGCCCCACAGGCUCAGUCCACAGCACCCCCACCCACCAGACCAAGCCAAACACCCUGGAUCCAUUUGCUGACAUUGGCAACCUCGGGGGAAGCCUUGGAGGAGGUUCUGGCUUCUCCAGCAAACCCACCACACCUACUGGAACAACUCCCUCCUUCCCUCCAAUGGGAUCCCCAUCGCGGCCGCCACCCUCUCCCCAGCACGCAGGAGGGUGGCAGCCCCAGGCAGGAGCCAGCUUCCCCUCAUGGCAGCCCGGUGCCGGCAGCGGUGGAGGAUGGCAAUCCCAAGGGCAGGGUCCCACUCCGCAGCCAAAGCCCAGCCCCAGCCACACCCCCAUGCCCCACACAUCGCCCCAAAACCGACCCAACUAUAAUGUCAGCUUCUCUGCAAUGGGGGGAGGCUCACCCAGUGCAGGGGGCAAACCACAGGCUGCAAUGGGUUCCAAGCCUAAAGCCUCACAUGCCAACUUUGAUGACCUGCUAUCUGGUCAGGGCUUUGCAGGGACCAAAGAGAAGAAAGGGCCCAGGACUAUAGCAGAGAUGAGGAAGGAGGAGAUGGCCAAAGAGAUGGACCCUGAGAAACUAAAGAUUCUGGACUGGAUUGAGGGGAAGGAGCGUAACAUCCGUGCCCUGCUGUCCACCAUGCACACUGUGCUGUGGGAGGGGGAGACGCGCUGGAAGCCUGUGGGCAUGGCUGACCUGGUUACUCCAGAACAGGUCAAGAAGGUCUACCGCAAAGCAGUCCUGGUCGUUCACCCAGAUAAGGCAACAGGACAACCAUAUGAACAAUAUGCCAAGAUGAUUUUCAUGGAACUAAAUGAUGCCUGGUCAGAAUUUGAAAGCCAAGGACAAAAACCUCUCUAUUAAACACAGAGUGAGAGGAGGUGAGCGAGGAGAGGACGUCCCUGCCGAUUCUGCCGUCUAUUUCUGAAAGUGUUACCACCUCUGGUCAGCAUACUGCAGCCGCAUCCUACAACAUCUGCCUUUAUACCUGUGCUUUGACUCGAGCUUCUCUCCCUGCCACAAACACCCACAAACAUCAGUGAUGACAAAAUACUCCAGAACUGUACCCAGAAUAACAGUGUAACUGAACAAAUGACUCCCUGUAGCUCUAGUGUACCUGCUGUAUGUAUGUGGUGCAACUCUGUCCGUCCUAGUUGAGAGUUCUGAGUUCCAAACCAACCCACCCAAUCAAAGUCAGGACGUCUUGGGAAACAGAGACCUGUUUGAUUCUGAGGAGACAGAUCAAAAGAGGGCAGAAAAAAGCACAUCAGGGAGUAAACUGAGCAGGCGUUUAACAGACUGCUGAGGUUCAGGGUAGUCUGAAAGGCACAACAAGCGUUUUACAGCAUUUAAGCCAUUUUCAAAAUAGAUUUUUCUUUGCACAGUGUGCGAAUCCAUGAUCAGUUCUGUCAUAUCAGAAGUUUUUCAUACAGUUGAAUGUUCCUAGUAAUGAGAAUUAAAACAGCCGCAUCAAGUUACUGUACCCUGAAGCGACAAUUAGCUGAAGCUCAGCCUGUAUUUCAUCAAAAUAGGCUGCUAGGAGGUACAAAUUAACUAUUUAUCUGAUUUAGAAAGUGCAAUUGUUGAUUUUGACAGAAUAGCUUUCAUAUCCAUUAGAAUGUAGUCUGCUGAGGAUAACUGAAAAUGCAAAACUGCAUUACAUUUCAAAAAAGCAAUAAAAUGCUUUUUACAAGAAGGAAAAAAACAACAAAAAUCCAUCUCCUGACCCAAUAUUUGUGUGACAGAUGAAACAAAACGGUGUUGUUCUGUAGGAAUCCUUGGUGUGUCUGAUAUAAUCAAGCCUUGUGUGUGUCCACGUCUGUUAGGAACUGAGGAUUGUAUAUUUUAGGAUUAGCACAUGUACAGUUCCUUACAUGAAGCACCUCGAGGCCUCAUGCAUACUCACUCAUACGGUAACUGAAGUAUUUUUGCAAGGAAGCUCGGUGAAAGCACAAACUGACAACUUUAUUUGGUGCAGCUUUGAAAGAAAGUCGUUAUUUAUUUAUUAGCUCGUUUUUCAUUUUCAGACCUGCUGCAUUUUGGCAUUCAGUGAGACGUUGAUGAAAAAAGGUUCAGGACUUUGGGGCCAUUAUGUUUAAACACAAAGUCACUACAAUGCAAUAAGAAAUUUGAGUUGACUUCACAGAUCUCGCAUGUGACUCUUUCAUAUCUUUGCUGAUCCCAUGUACAGUGUAUGUGCUGAUAUCACAAUGGUUUCAUCAAAAUUUUGAUUUACAACAUGUUUUCCUUUUGAUUACUUGAUUUAUUUUGUUUACUUUUGUGAGACAUUCCUGUCACUGCAUUGAGAUUUUUUUUUAUGAUCAGCAUGCAGCUUUUGGACAUGUAAUCCCGGCACCAUUUCAUAUCAGCAGUAAGGUGCAGCACUCGUGGCUCAAAGUUUUUCAAGAGCAGGUGCUGUUUCUAACAGUUUAAAUCCAACCUAACAGAUGUGAACAUAAAUCUCUCGUCAUAUAAUUUCAUUGAUGUGGUGUAAUUCUUCCUAAGUAUGAUGAUUUCUUUCUGCAUUGGAUCGAUGUUGAAGGGAAACUUACUCAUCAACUGUUUCCUUGUGUAAAAAGUAUUUAAUAAUCCUCUCACAGGAUGAAGUCCUGAGGAAAACAUAUGCAAAAACCAAAAGUAUAUAUAAAAUAAUUAUCAAUUUCUUUGAGAGGUUUGAGAUUUUCACAGGAUGCUAAUAAGAUCAUUAUUAAACCCAUUUUAUUCUGCUUAAAAAUAAUUUACUACAUACAAGCUGAGCAGACUAUUUGCCUUCACAUGUGUACAAACUGUUUCAGUUUUUUUACAAAGUUGCCGUUUCCAUGCUCUCACUCACGGCAAGAUGAACGAUGAUACUUUCAUUUUUUCUGUUUGGCAUCCAACUGUCUUUUCCCCUCACUGGAGUUCUUCCUCCCUGCGUGCUUUCCAGUUUGUUCACCUGCAUUAUGGAUGUUGACUGAACUCUGACCAGCGUAAGAAAAGAGUGUGUGACUGCUGUAAAGCGCUCUUUCUUCAGGACACACAACAAAACUGGAGAAAAUUUGUGUCUCGAUUGAAAUGGGUCCCUGAGCAAGACACUGGGGUCUCAGGCUGGAAACACUGAAUCUUGUGACAGCAGCUUUUUUUUUUUGGUUCAGUGACUUAAGAGAUAUGAGAAGUGUGUAGUAUCAUGCGUUUAUGCUCUAUUUACACUGAGGACCUACAUGUGAAGUAACCCUCAUAAGCUCCCUCGCUGACUGAAUCUGCAACCUUACGGCUAUGUUAAAAAGCUAACCUCUAUAUUGUAGUUAAUGGAUGUGUGUUGUUUGAAGUUGUACGUAUGAAAGUGAUCAGAUUUGGAUACGGAGUACUGUAUGUUAUGUGUUUGCCUGUCGGCUGUUCAAGUAUUACUAAAUUGUGUACAAAUUCCGUUCAUGUGUUUCUUUUCAGUCCUGUUUACCAUUACAGGAUGUAUAUAAGAAUCAAGUGCAGUGCACAACAAUAAACCGUAAACAGAGA